UCCGGCUUCCUGAUCCGCGACCGUGCGUAAAACAUCCAUGGCCAAAACACAGCAGAGAUGAUGGAUAAACUCCGUGAAAUGCCAUCGCUACCGUCUCUAACAUAGAUCAGACUGCAAGAUUAGGGCUAAAAACGUAAACCAGCUAUGGACGAUACGUGGGAUUUUGAGUUUCUGUCGCGAAUAGCAGACAGCUGUUUAUCCUUUCUCUCUGAGUUUGUGGAGGACUGGCUUGCUAACGACAUGCGAGUAUCUAUAUUUAAAAUUCUUCUUAGCUGGCUAAUAUUUAGCCUGAUUGCUAUCCAUUUUGCUUGGAAAGUAUACGGGAAUACAGUAAACGACAUGUAUUACCGACAGGGAACCGGCCAGAAUGGAGGUACACCUGACACAGCCUCUCACCUGGGUGGAUGGGACAGUGCUGCUGGGGAUACACCGAAAGAUCAUCGGGAUUAAGAGGACAAUAAAUUAAACUUGUUGUUUAU
Molecule: messenger RNA, 479 nt
Organism: Periophthalmus magnuspinnatus
Lineage: Eukaryota; Metazoa; Chordata; Actinopteri; Gobiiformes; Gobiidae
Gene: tcta
Product: T cell leukemia translocation altered
Exons: 3
Coding region: 145-450 (101 amino acids)
Source: RefSeq, a predicted model, not a curated record